Messenger RNA from Mesocricetus auratus (golden hamster), 2748 nucleotides. RefSeq names its product forkhead box L2 (gene Foxl2). The record is from RefSeq and is a predicted model, not a curated record. Gene Ontology annotation, biological process: anatomical structure morphogenesis; regulation of transcription by RNA polymerase II; cell differentiation. The transcript has a single exon. NCBI's taxonomy places the organism in Eukaryota, Metazoa, Chordata, Mammalia, Rodentia, Cricetidae. Gene Ontology annotation, molecular function: DNA-binding transcription factor activity, RNA polymerase II-specific; RNA polymerase II cis-regulatory region sequence-specific DNA binding. The coding region runs from base 262 to 1380 and encodes 372 amino acids.
UGGGCGGGGAGGGGCGGCGGGGCCGGAGCCCCUCGCUGUUGGGCAGACUCUCGAUGGCCAGAGGCUGACUUCCACUCCCGCCGACCGCUCCCCGGGGGGAAAGAGAAGAGAGCAAGAGCGGCGCGAGGCCUCCGGUUCCUCAGCCUGCAGAAGUUGGUGGCUUGGCCGCGAGCGCACACUCCAGCACGGGUCUGCAAGGCGAGCCUGCAGCCGGAGAGUACAGCCCCGGGGCGGCCCGGUCGAGGUGCUCCGGCUUUUGUCAUGAUGGCCAGCUACCCGGAGCCCGAGGACGCCGCGGGGGCCCUGCUGACCCCGGAGAGCGGGCGCACAGUCAAAGAGCCCGAGGCACCGCCGCCGAGUCCGGGCAAGGGUGGCGGGACAGCACCCGAGAAGCCGGACCCGGCGCAGAAGCCCCCGUACUCGUACGUGGCGCUCAUCGCCAUGGCGAUCCGCGAGAGCGCCGAGAAGAGGCUCACCCUGUCGGGUAUCUACCAGUACAUCAUCGCCAAGUUCCCGUUCUACGAGAAGAACAAGAAGGGUUGGCAGAAUAGCAUCCGCCACAACCUCAGCCUCAACGAGUGCUUCAUCAAGGUGCCGCGCGAGGGCGGCGGCGAGCGCAAGGGCAACUACUGGACGCUCGACCCGGCCUGCGAGGACAUGUUCGAGAAGGGCAACUACCGACGCCGCCGUCGCAUGAAGCGGCCCUUCCGGCCGCCGCCCGCUCACUUCCAGCCGGGCAAGGGGCUCUUCGGGUCCGGAGGAGCGGCGGGUGGCUGCGGCGUGGCGGGCGCGGGGGCCGAUGGCUACGGCUACCUGGCGCCACCCAAAUACCUGCAAUCGGGUUUCCUCAACAACUCCUGGCCCCUGCCGCAGCCGCCCUCGCCCAUGCCCUACGCCUCCUGCCAGAUGGCGGCGGCCGCGGCAGCAGCUGCAGCCGCCGCUGCAGCCGCCGGCCCGGGGAGCCCCGGUGCAGCCGCGGUGGUCAAGGGGCUGGCGGGCCCCGCCGCCUCCUACGGGCCGUACUCGCGCGUGCAGAGCAUGGCGCUGCCUCCGGGCGUCGUGAACUCUUACAACGGCCUGGGAGGCCCUCCCGCCGCGCCCCCGCCGCCGCCGCACCCCCACCCGCACCCUCACGCACACCAUCUGCACGCAGCCGCCGCACCCCCGCCAGCUCCACCACACCACGGGGCUGCGGCGCCACCCCCGGGCCAGCUCAGCCCCGCCAGCCCGGCCACCGCCGCUCCCCCGGCUCCCGCGCCCACCAGCGCGCCCGGCCUGCAGUUCGCCUGCGCCCGGCAACCCGAGCUCGCCAUGAUGCAUUGCUCUUACUGGGACCACGACAGCAAGACGGGCGCGCUGCACUCGCGCCUAGAUCUCUGAGAGCCACGGCGUGCGGCAGCGGCCCCGGGGUGGAGGAGCCGAGCUCGGGUCGCAGCCGCAGCAGUCAGCCGGACAACACACACUCUGGGACAGCCUCUUGAGCCAGAGCCCUCGAGCCUUCUGCGCCUCCUCGUUCCGCCCGGCUCCUGCGGCUCCACUUUGUCGCCUCCGCUGCUCCUCCGGUGCUCUUCCCCACCGCGGCCUCUGCCUUAGAGCGCUCCUGGCCGGAGGCCGCCCCUCCGCGCUUUCCGCAGGCCUCCUCUCCUCUCGGAGUCCCGGAGUCACCACCGCAGGGAGUGUGUCCCCGGCCAAGGUGCGGCCGAGGUGUCCGUGGCCGCGCUGACCUCUUGGCCUUCUCUUCCAGGUCGGUGGACUCGCGUUCGACUUUCUCCCCCCGACUGCCGCGCUGUCUUCGGCUAGAAGCGCUGGGCUGCUGGAGUAGCGGAACCCACGCUGCCGGAGAAAGGAAAGAACGUGUCUGGUCGCUCCUGGAACCGUCCUGGAACUGAUCAGAAGCCGCUUGCAGAGGGGCCCAUUGGGCGGGGCGGGGGUUGAGCCCCAGGCUGGAGUAGGAACAGCCUAGUUCCAAGGCCUGUAAUCGGGUUCACAUCCCGGCGCCUAGUGAGGCCGCGGUGCCUCUGCUCUUCAACCCACCGCUUCGGGCACCUCCAGUCCAGUGUGGCUGGCUAACGUCUUGUGUAAAAGAUCGGUGAGGUUUUUUUUUUUUUACGAUAUUAAAGAAUACUUUUUAAGAGAAAAAAAGAAAGAGAAAGAAUAAAACUUUCAUCGGGAUAAAAGGUGAAGUGUUAUGGCCUUCGAGUUUGCUAAAAACCAAACAACAAAAUCAAAAGCUUUAGUUUCUUCAUCAUCCCUGCUCGGGGAUUUGUGUAGAAUCCCCAUAGUGACUUCAGACGGCUGUAUUCAGAGCCGGGAGAAAAUAAGUAACUAAAAGAAGGUUUCCACUACAAAUCGGGAGUUUCCCUCUGUAUUUUAAAAAAUAAAAAUCAAAGCAAAUUUCCCCGGAUCUUCAGAUUCUAGCCCGGGAUGCCAGGAGAUUACGGCCUGGCUGGGCCACACUUCGGGGAUGACACUUCCCUCCCUGAUUUUUGCUUUUCAGAAGUCUUGCUUCUUUCACCUUCGGAAGGAGAAAUGUGAAACCGGCCACGGCCGGCCUACACGGGCUUGUGGUCCCAGCCGGCCGACCAGAAAUUUCUGAGACCUGUUGGUUGAGUAAUGUCUUUCGGGGACCAAAUUUUUUAGAGGGAACUAGAGCACUUUUGUUGUAUUUGUAUGUGUGUGUAUGUGUGCACGCGCGCGCGCGUUCCUUGUCAAUUCCCAAAUAAAUGUUUUGGUUUUUUUUUCUUUUAA